Messenger RNA from Cuscuta campestris, 1994 nucleotides. NCBI's taxonomy places the organism in Eukaryota, Viridiplantae, Streptophyta, Magnoliopsida, Solanales, Convolvulaceae. The record is from the annotation of a GenBank genome assembly.
CAGUUUGAUGUUGUCUCACGAGAGCCUCACUCCAUGUCAUAACAUGUUGAAUAUGGAGUUUCUUAUUCAUCCAAUGGCUGGAGGUUUCUAAAAUAGUCUUUUUCAUUCUCUUCACAACAACAAUAAUGUUUGGAGGAUCUUUCAUUGCAUUCUCCAAGAAAGCUGGAGCUGUCAGGGUUCAUGUUGGUGUCAUUCUUGAUGGGGACACCAUAUCUGGGAAGAUGAUGAAUGUGUGUACGGCGCUGGCUCUAUCCGAUUUCCAUGCCAACUGGAACCGUGUCACCCAGGUUGUCCCUCACUACAGAAACUCCAAAUCCGAUGAUGUCACGGCUGCUUCUGCUGCCAUAGACCUGCUGAAGAAUGUUGAAGUUCAGGCAAUCUUAGGCCCUCAGGGGUCCACACAAGCUGAUUUCAUAGCUGACAUAGGCAAGAGAGUGAAAGUCCCUAUUAUUUCUCCAGCCAGAAGUUCAGCUCUUUCUUCCAGCCAAAACCCAUACUUCAUCAGAGCAGCGUACUGCUCCUGUGCGCAGUCCAAGGCAAUCGCUGCAAUUGUGGAGGCCUUUGGUUGGAGGGAAGUUGUAAUCAUCUAUGAAAACAGCAACCUUGGUGGUGGAAUUCUUCCUCAUUUGACUGAUGCGCUGAUGGAUAUCAGUGUUUCAGUAGCAGAUCAAAGAAUCCUUUCGCCACGGGCAAAUGAUGACCAGAUCAUGUUGGAGCUAGCAAAGAUAAAGAAGAAGAGGACGCGUGUCUUCAUAGUUCACUUGCAUCCGGCUUUAGCUCCUCAUUUUUUUGUCAAGGUGAAAGAAGCUGGAAUGUUGAGCAGUGGAUAUGUAUGGAUAAUCACAGAUGAAUUCGCCACUCUUUCUGUUUCCAUGAAUCCUUCGGUUCUUGACUCGUUGCGUGGGGUUAUAGGGGUGAAACCCUAUGUCCCAAGUUCAGUCGAGCUGAAGAACUUCACCAAGCGAUGGAAAUCAAAGGAGUUUCGCAAAGAGAAUCCAGACAUGGAUGGAGUGGAACUCAAUGUAUUUGGGCUAUGGGCAUAUGACAGUGCCAUGGCACUAGCAACAGCUCUUGAGCAAGUAGGGAACUCAAGUCUGCAAUUCAACAGGACGUUUAACCAGAAGAAUCUGACAGAUUUGGAGGCACUAGGGACUUCCCAAAUGGGGCCUGCGAUACUUGAAUCAGUAAGGAACAUCAAAUUCAGAGGAGUGAGUGGAUACUUCCAUAUUGUUGAUGGAGAAAUGCAACCAUCUGCUUUUGAGAUAGUGAAUGUGGUAGGUGGUGGAGUUAAAGGCAUAGGAUUCUGGACAGAAAAAUAUGGGAUUUCCAAGAAACUAAACCCAAACGUCACACUUCUUUACUCUGCUAAACAACAAGAUCUUGGGGCGAUCAUAUGGCCUGGUGACUCUACAGUUGUUCCCAAAGGCUGGGAGAUCCCCACAGGCAAACCAAAGCUCAAGGUUGGAGUUCCUGUUAAACAAGGGUUUGAGCAAUUUGUGAAGGUCACAAUUGAUCCUCAAACAAAAAAAGUAGUAAACGCAACCGGUUUCUGCAUAGAAGUCUUUGAAGAAGUGAUGAAAUCCAUGCCUUAUUAUGUACCUUUCGAAUACGAAGCUUUCCAUAUCCCCCGAGGUGAAAAUCGUCCAAACUAUGAUGACUUAGUUGACCAGGUCUAUUUAGAGAGAUAUGAUGCCGUGGUAGGCGACAUCACCAUUUUAGCGAACCGGUCCAAACUUGUGGAUUUCACCUUGCCAUUUAUAGAGUCUGGGGUCACUACUGUCGUCCCAGUCAAACAUGCCGACAAGAAGAAGGCUCAACAAAGAGUUCCAAGGUCCGCGCUACAAGCAAGUUGGGAUGAUCUUCUGGUUCUCCUUCUCAACUCUUGUCUUUGCACACAAGGAGAGGGUGAUAAGCAAUUUAUCAAGAUUCGUGAUCAUAGUAUGGGUGUUUGUUGUUCUGGUUCUGACCUCUAGCUACACGGCAAGCUUAACGUC